This is a messenger RNA of Durusdinium trenchii, 1956 nucleotides long. The record is from the annotation of a GenBank genome assembly. Lineage: Eukaryota; Dinophyceae; Suessiales; Symbiodiniaceae.
CGCAGCUGAGUAGCUGGCAACACAAGGAUGGAUGUCUCCCCGAGUGCUGGGAAUCCAACCGAGGAUGAAGGUCCGGACAUGGAAUGGUUCACCCUCUUCCGAGUGGGUCUUCCGACGCACUUGAGCCUCGCGGAGGCCCGACGAUGCCGGACGGUUUGCUCUUUUUGGAGAAGGUUGUCUUUGGCGGGUCGAGAUGCCUGUGAUGAACUGCGCGAUGGAUUGCCAGGAGGUCUCUCGCAGCCCAUCAUGGAGGCGCUAUGGGCCGAAGACUUGGGUGAAGCUCACAGAGGGCAAGCUUGGAAGGAGUUGCUCCUUGGGGGCAUAACGCUCCAACAGCGUGCCGGCACACCUCAGGACGAUUAUGCAAAGCUUUGUGACCAGACGUCCUCAUUUGACUCUGCUAUCAGGCGUGAUGUCCAUCGCACGCUUCCCCAAGAAGAGCUCUUCCGGGAGCGACAGGGCAAAGGCCAACUUGCCCUUUUCAGGCUACUGCGGGCAUUGGCCAUUCGCUUGGAGGAUGUGGGUUACUGCCAAAGCCUGAACUUCAUUGUGGCAACGCUGAUAGGGGUUUUUCCAGACGACGAAGCAGUGGUUUUCAACUGCUCGCUGGCAUUGCUUCUCCGGCAUUCACUCGUGGACCUGUACCGCCCAAACUUUCCAAAGCUUGGUGUCAUCAUUUGGCAAUUCGAUCGCAUUGUCGAGGGCUUCCUGCCAAAGGUUCACAACGCCUUAGCCAUACAUGGAGUCAAUUCAGAGUACUAUGCAAUCCAAUGGUUCUUGUCCCUUUACGCGAGCGAUCUCCCUCAGAAAGUUGUGCGGCGGAUUUGGGAUAGAUUCCUGGUGGCUGGAUGGAGGAUCAUCGUGCAGGUGGGCCUGGCCCUCUUGUACGACAUCCAGGAUGAGUUGGCCCAUAUAGACACGUGUGUGGCCCUAAGCUUCUUGAAGAAGUUCGCACAGACUCGCACUUAUGAGCCGGAACAGCUGCUAAGAACAGCAUCAUCAUUCAAAGUAUCGCACCGGCUGUUGUCUGCACUGGAGGCAGCCUACAACUGGGAGGAAGAUGCUCAGCUAACAGUCGUCAAGGACCUGAACACCAAACAAGUGCACUGGGCAGUUCAGGCGAUCCCUCGAGCGCCUCCAACACCUGUCCCAAACACAGGCGAGGAGCCUGCCGUGCCCAUUCCCCGAGCGUUUUGCCGAGGAGGAAGCGGGGCAGCUUUCCAGGGCGACAUAGGCCCAGCAGAGGAGCGCAAUGAAGGCAACGUUCUGCCGUUCUUGGUCAGGAACCUGGACACUGGUGAAACGGGUAUUCUCAAGAAAGCCUUUGUCCAGUACAAGAAUGAGAUCCACAGCCACUGCACUGCAAAUUGGCCCAUAAUGGGCCAUGAACCUCCAUGCUAGAUGCAUCCAAGCCUUCACUGGAAACACAUGGGCAUGGGAGCUACUAGAUGUGGAGACAUGCAGAAUCAGUUGCGAUAUGCUGCAAGGACAAGCUCAAGCCAGGGCAGGUCCAGUGGUUCGCAAAUCAUCCGAAUCUGGCUACUUCUGAGUGGCUUCUGUCUACAGACGCUGGAGACAUUCUUGUGCAGAUGAGCGUGUGUAGAGCUUCAUGUUUGAUUGACGAAUCUGCGGAGAGCUGGUUUUAACAUGUUUUAACGCCAGCCCUUUGCAUCCUCAGUUGCCCUGCAAAAGCAAAACAAUCCAGUCUCACUUCCAGGGGAAUCCUGAAAUUGUAUAUAGCAUUCAGUGUAGCUCUGAGUUCAGCAUCCAAAGAGAGGACUCCAAAUAUCAAAUAUCAGAAGAUGCCACUGGCAAGAAAGCAAGCGCGGCGCAGUGUGCAAUGUCUUCUCGUUUUGCCACCCAGUCGCGUACCCUUUAUCUGAAGUUGAGGAGGGGUCCGAAGAAAUCUCGUUGCGUGCUGCAGAACUUUCACAAGUACACGCCACGCUUGAGGCC